GCCCCGUUGGUCACGAGCCGCGGACUCUCCACCAAGUCAUCGUCCACCUCGCGCCUCGGUCAGAUCUGCCGUUCCCGCCGGUCCGCCCGCCCGCCCGCGGCGGCGCCACGCAGCUCACGUCUCCACCCUUCUACAGCUCAUUCCCCUCCCCGGUCGCCGUCCCGGAUCUGACCCCUCCGCCAGGUCUACUCCGACGGCCGCCUCCCCCCACCCCCCCUCUUAAACCCCACCCCCUCCGCCUCGUUCCCCUUCCCUCACCGGCCACCACCGCUCGCAAGCUCGUAGCGAACCGACCUCGCCAUGGCCGCCGCGCUCCUCUCGCUCCUCCUGGUCCCGCCCGUCGGCCUCCUCGCGGCGCUCGCCUUCCUGGCGCGGCCCCGCGGGGCGCGGAUACCGAUCAAGGGCCGCCACGUGUUCAUCACCGGCGGGUCCAGCGGCAUCGGGCUCGCCAUGGCCAUGGCCGCCGCGAGGGAGGGAGCGCGGGUCUCCAUCCUGGCGCGCAACGCCGCCCGACUGGAGGAGGCGCGUGGCGCCAUCCGGGCCGCCACGGGGCAGGACGUCGGGGUCCACGCCGCCGACGUGCGGGACGCCGACGCCGUGGCGCGCGCGCUCGCCGAGGCGGGGCCCGUCGACGUCCUCGUCUGCAACCACGGGGUGUUCGUUCCGCAGGAGUUGGAGAAGCAGGAGAUGGAGGAGAUCAAGUGGAUGGUGGACAUCAACCUCAUGGGCACCUUCCACCUUGUCAAGGCAGCGCUCCCCGCCAUGAAGGAACGCACGAAGGAGACGCGCCUCCCGGCGUCCAUCGCCAUUAUGUCCUCGCAGGCUGGCCAGGUUGGAGUUUACGGGUACACUGCUUACUCUGCGAGCAAAUUUGCGCUUCGUGGAUUGGGGGAGGCCCUGCAGCAUGAGGUUAUUGCGGACGGUAUUCACGUCUCGCUGAUCUUCCCUCCUGACACAGAAACACCGGGUUUCGCUGAAGAGAAUAAAAGAAGGCCAGAGUUGACAAAUAUCAUAGCAGGAUCAUCUGGUGGAAUGAAAGCUGAUGUUGUUGCUACGAAGGCUUUAGAUGGCAUCAAAUCUGGAAAGUUUAUCGUGCCCUGCAAUUUUGAGGGAGCAAUGUUAGCUGUAGCCACUGCUGGUCUAUCCCCACAGAGUUCCCCGCUAACCGCAUUCCUGGAGGUGAUCGGUGCUGGACUCAUGCGAUUUGCAGCAAUUUGCUUCCAAUUUAAUUGGUUCUCAACUAUCGAGAAUUGGUAUGCCAAGAACAAGAAGUGUGCAUGAAAGGACAGCCUGAACCUGGGUUCCAGUCCUCCAUUGUGAAAUCAUAGAAGUUACAUUUUGCAACCAAUAAAUUAUCUUGUUAGUUCCAGCUGAACUGAAUGUACCAUGGUAUGCAGAUAAGUUGAGCCCUCUUUUUCUAUAUAUUUUUUCUGCUCUAAUUUGAGACAAUGUGAACGAUGUAGAUUUCACUCAUCUUUUCAGCAACUUAAUACAGUAAGUUAGCAA
Molecule: messenger RNA, 1506 nt
Organism: Oryza brachyantha (malo sina)
Lineage: Eukaryota; Viridiplantae; Streptophyta; Magnoliopsida; Poales; Poaceae
Product: 3-dehydrosphinganine reductase TSC10A-like
Exons: 3
Coding region: 301-1281 (326 amino acids)
Biological process (GO): sphingolipid biosynthetic process
Cellular component (GO): endoplasmic reticulum membrane
Molecular function (GO): 3-dehydrosphinganine reductase activity
Source: RefSeq, a predicted model, not a curated record